This is a messenger RNA of Tachysurus fulvidraco (yellow catfish), 2846 nucleotides long. It is a transcript of the gene cyp1a, whose product is annotated as cytochrome P450 1A1. NCBI's taxonomy places the organism in Eukaryota, Metazoa, Chordata, Actinopteri, Siluriformes, Bagridae. The record is from RefSeq and is a predicted model, not a curated record. Bases 215 to 1792 code for a protein of 525 amino acids. Gene Ontology annotation, molecular function: oxidoreductase activity, acting on paired donors, with incorporation or reduction of molecular oxygen, reduced flavin or flavoprotein as one donor, and incorporation of one atom of oxygen; heme binding; iron ion binding. The transcript has 7 exons. Gene Ontology annotation, biological process: progesterone metabolic process; hormone biosynthetic process.
CAAAAGCUCCGCCGCUGUGACGUCACUAGGCAGGCGGCCAAUCAGUUCCAGAGCCCCUCUAUAAAAAGUUCUAUUCAUCGCGCACAAUUUAUAACGCUUCAUAGAAGCAAAACCGAUCAGAGAAAGGACGCAGUUGAAAGAGCUGGACAUUGCGCACUAAGCUGUUUUGAAGAGAUUUAUUUCUAAGGUGUUAUCUCCCUGAGGCAAAUAAGAAAUGGUGCUGGCAGAUAUCCCAUUUUUUGGUCCUAUCUCGGUGUCAGAGAGUCUCGUGGCCAUUAUAACAAUAUGCACAGUGUAUCUCCUGCUGUGGGUCACUCGCACCAAAAUUCCUGAAGGUCUUCUGCCACUUCCAGGACCGAAACCUCUCCCCCUCAUUGGAAAUGUGCUGGAAUUAGGACGCAACCCACACCUGAGUUUGACAGCCAUGAGCAAGCAGUAUGGCCCAGUUUUCCAGGUCCAGAUCGGCACACGUCCUGUGGCAGUGUUGGGCGGUAGUGAGGUGGUACGACAGGCCCUGAUCAAGCAGGGCGAAGAGUUUGCCGGACGUCCUGACCUCUACAGCUUCCAAUUCAUUAGUGAGGGGAAGAGCCUGGCGUUCAGCACGGACCAGGCAGGUGUAUGGCGUACACGUCGCAAGCUCGCACACAAUGCCCUGCGCUCAUUCGCAAACAUCGAAGGUCAGAGUGUUGAGUAUUCCUGCGCCCUGGAGGAACACAUCAGCAAAGAGGGCCUGUGCCUGAUCGAGAGGCUGUGCAGCGUCAUGGAAUCCAAUGGCGGAUUUGACCCUUUCCGUUACAUCGUGGUGUCGGUAGCCAACGUGAUCUGCGGCAUGUGCUUUGGCCGUCGCUACAGCCACGAUGACAACGAGCUAUUGAACCUGGUGAACAUGAGCGACGAGUUCAACCAAGUGGUGGGCAGCGGAAACCCGGCUGACUUCAUUCCAUUCCUGCGCCUCCUGCCCAGCACCAACAUGAAGAAAUUCCUAGCCAUCAACAAGCGCUUUAACACGUUCAUGCAAAAGCUUGUCAAAGAGCAUUAUGACACCUACAAUAAGGACAAUAUCCGUGAUAUCACAGACUCGCUUAUCGAUCACUGCGAAGACAGAAAACUGGACGAGAACUCAAAUCUGCAGGUGUCCGAUGAGAAGAUAGUGGCAAUUGUGAAUGAUCUCUUUGGAGCCGGUUUCGACACAAUCAGCACAGCUUUGUCCUGGUCUGUUGUGUACCUAGUGGCUUAUCCUGAGAUACAAGAGAGACUGCAUGAAGAGCUGAAGCAGAAGGUUGGAAUAGACAGUACGCCGCGCCUGGUGGACAAAACCAACCUGAUUUACCUCGAGGCUUUCAUCAUGGAGAUCUUCCGUCAUUCCUCCUUCCUUCCUUUCACCAUCCCGCACUGUACCACAAAAAACACGUCCCUUAAUGGGUACUUCAUUCCUAAAGACACGUGCGUCUUCAUCAACCAGUGGCAAGUCAACCAUGACCCGGAGAUCUGGAAAGAUCCUUCCAUGUUCAAUCCUGACCGCUUCCUCACCGCUGAUGGCACCGAGCUCAACAAGAUGGAAGCUGAGAAGGUCAUGAUCUUCGGCUUGGGCAAGCGCCGUUGCGUGGGAGAAGUCAUCGCUCGCUCUGAGGUCUACCUCUUCCUCGCUAUCCUCAUCCAAAGGUUAAAGUUCAGCAGCAUGCCGGGGCAGAUGCCAGACAUGACACCAGAGUACGGCCUCACCAUGAAGCACAAGCGCUGCCUCUUGCGCGCCACGCUGAGACCUGGGUUCGAAACUCCAUGCACGGUGUGAGAGUAUGAAAUGAGCCGUAAAUUCAGCUGUUUAAUUUCAGGGAUGCUAAUGAUGAGAAUCCCUCAUAUUCUUGUGAUGCUGUGGUCAGUAUAGACACAGAGGAUCUCUUUAGUGCAGUGAGGGGCAUCUCAAUGUAGUGGCUGAAAAUUUCUGACGCUUAUCUGUCUUAAAUGCAGAUCCACAUAUUUUCAGAAUAUAGUCAAUAAGCUGCCAGAAGAACAAGACGUAAUAUUCUGUGUAGAUGUCUAGUGAUUUGGUUCACAUCACCUUGGAGUCGAGUUCACUGGCUAAUUCCUGGCUAUAUCUCAGGUACCUUGCUGCAGUGGUUAGAAAACAUUGAUCUGAUUCUGUGGAAAGUAUUCAUUAUGAAUCAUGAACAAACUAUUCAGAUGGCAUGGACAGAAUUAAAUAUUUUAGUGCCUUUGUCUUACAGUAAGCUAUAAUAGUUUGAAAACUAUGCAUUAUAUAAGCCUUUUAGUACUACUGACUGUUAUUUUUGCUAUGAUAAAAUAUAUUAAGAGAAAGAAAUUGUAAAUUUUUUUUUUCAUUUUUUUUUUUUCGUUUUUUUUGUUUUGUUCUUUUUAAUGAUCCAUAGCGUCAUCGGCUUGACGAUCAACACUGAAGUUAUUUUCAAAAUGAUAUUUAAGCUCCAUCCCGUAAUGUGAUCCAUAAAUUCAUGUGCUGUAUUACUGAUCAGUUUCCAAUGUGCUUCAACUUCUGCUUGUACACAAUGCUGAAGUUUUGUAUCGAGAUUUAUUUAUGGAGGCCUUCAGAGAUAUUGCUUUCAGUGUAGGUAAAACUGAUAGGCCACUGUAUUUUUUUUCUGUGUGUGUGUGUGUGUGUGUGUGUGUGUGUGUGUGUGUGUGUGUGUGUGUGUGUGUGUUUGUGUGUUUAUGGGAAAUAAUGAAGGAGGUGAAUUUAUGGUGUAACUUUCUUGAAGAACAAAACAAAAAUUCAGUCAUUACAGUAAUUAUGCCUUUUUGUACUCUGCUGUUGCAAAAGUUUUGGCACUUUUGUAUUCUUUGCCAAAAUAAAUAUAAGUGAAAAAAAAGUC